GGCUUACAGAGGGACGGAGCGAGGGGGCAGCGGCGGCAGCGGGGGGGGGGGGCGGCGGCAGCGCCCCCUCUCGUUUCCGGGCAACGGCACCAGGAAGAGGGAUCGAUGAUGGCCGUGACUUAAUCUUCAUCAAGGCCAGAGAAAUUCUGGAACCUAAGCACCAUGGAGAACAUCAGGUCCGAGACUGAAGGACUGUAUGAGCCUAAGUCAGGUCAUCCUGAGUUGCCCAGGACUGUGCUGGGCACUAGCAGCCCUUGUGUGGUCAAUGAGUGCUCCUUCUCAGACGGUGGGGAUGGAGGAAGCAGUGUGUUCACUGGUGGCCACAUAUCCUAUAAGUGCUGCAGUUGCAAAGGCUGUCCUAGUGGAGAGGGACAAGGUUUUGAAGCAACAGAUGUGCCUCAAAAGGUUGAGAUUUCAGCUGGGGAGCAAAGUGCUAGGGAGGCUCACAUUGUUUGGAAUGGAAGCUGUGAUCAAGAUAACAGGAGCUUGUACUGCACUGGCUACAACAUGCCUGGCAAUGAAACUGGCACUUGUAAUUGUCAGGGAGACAUUUCUGAUCUUUCUGCUAUGUAUUCAGAGAAGGAGAAUGACUUGUGUGACUUCACUUGCCAGCAGUGGCCUUCUGGCUCCAAGGAGGAUACAUCAAAGCUGCUGUUAGACCAGGAAGAAGAAGUUGAGGAUGACACGUCAUCAAAGGUCAAGGAGGAAAUCCCUGAGUGCACUCGAGCUCCUGGUGGAAGGAAGGUUAUCCGGCAGCAAAGGCACCGUUCUGCUGUUAAAGACAAAGGGGAAGGGCGUUUUGCACAAUCUGGGGGGAAACAUAGGCAAGCUAGGAAGAGGAGUGAUGGUGGACGCCACCAUAUCCGAGAUGAGCUGUUGAAGCAUCUGGAGGGGUUGGCCUUGUUCUGUGUCUCCAGCUUCAAACUCUUUAUCAGCUUGAUUGUACAGGUCACCCACCGGUGUGGGGAAGGUGUGGAGGCUGGUGGAAAGCUACUGUACUCCUGCUGCUCCUUCAGCCCACGUGACCAAGAUGCCAUCCGAACCAGUGUGAAGGCUUGGAUCCAGAAUGCAAGGGUGGGCUGCAGGAAAAUGACACGACACCUGGGCACAUGGGUGACUCUGACUUACCGUCUGCUUAAGAUGUUAUGUGCUGUAAUCUUCUUGGUGCUUAUGCUUCUCCUGGGUAGCCUAAGACUUUGCUGGCGGGUCUCCAAGUCAACCCUGCUCAGUGUCCUGGGUAAAUUAGCUCACACGAGUCAUGGAGCCUGGCUUCUUUCAGCUAUUGACUUGCCUCAAAUUUGGGCCCUUUUCAAAGAAAGUAGGACUUGCAAAUGGGUAGCAGGCUUGCUGCUUAAGUGGCUUGCCCCCCUUUGGAUGCCCAAAGAACUAAGGACCAAUCAGCCAGGAGCUGCGGCUUACAAUGGUUCUCCCGGUGGAUCUGGGCCAUACCAGCCUGGUGAAGAGGUAGCACGCUUGCUGGCUCUGGUGCAUACCCCUGAAGAAGAGCUCAAUCCUUUCCAGGUGUUGGGCUUGGAGGCAACAGCAUCAGAUGCUGAAUUGAAGAGAGCCUAUCGGCACUUGGCAGUAUUGGUUCAUCCAGACAAGAAUAAGCAUCCACGGGCAGAGGAGGCCUUCAAAGUACUGCGGGCAGCCUGGGAUAUUGUCAGCAAUCCUGAGAGGAGGAAGGAAUAUGAAAUAAAGCGCAUGGCGGAGACAGAGCUGACCAAGUCAAUGAAUGAGUUUCUUUCCAAACUUCAGGAUGACCUGAAAGAAGCUAUGAACACCAUGAUGUGUAACAAAUGCCAGGGGAAGCACAAGAGGUUUGAGAUGGAUCGUGACCCACUGAAUGCCCGAUACUGCGCAGAGUGUAGCAAGUUUCAUGCAGCUGAAGAGGGUGACUUCUGGGCUGAGUCCAGCAUGCUAGGACUGAAGAUCACAUACUUUGCCUUGAUGGAUGGAAAGGUUUAUGACAUCACAGAAUGGGCUGGCUGCCAGCGAGUGGGAAUCUCCCCAGACACACACCGGGUCCCGUAUCACAUAUCUUUUGGGUCAAGGGGCUCUGGAGGACGCCAGAGAGCUGCUUCAGAUGGCAGCCCAGCUUCGGCUGCAGAACUGCAGGACUUCUUCAACCGCAUCUUCCAAGGCAAUCAUGGACAGAUGCCGAAUGGGAACUUUUUCAGCACACCUCAGCCAUCUGCCCCAGGGAGUGUGCCAACCCCUCCUGCCCCUCCAUCAAAGGUGGACAAUGCUUCCCAGAAGGGAGACUCAAAACAGAAACGGCGGAAAAAGGUGCGACGUCCUUUUCAGCGCUGAGGACAUGAUUCAGUGGGAGUGAGAUCUCCCAGGCCUGUCUGGAUGCCAGGCUCUUUGUCAGGUAGCAAAAGGGCUGUUUCAAAAGGGAAAAGUAUAUUCUUGUUAGUGUCAAAACCCCAGAUGACUCAGGCUCCUCUGGACUCAUCCAUAAUCCAGUAACUUCUGGCUGGAAAGAGGUACUCUCUUCUCCACUGCAAUCAUUGACAUAGUACCAAAGAACUCUGGUGGAAGGCCUCCUGAAAGCAUCAUAAUGAAGAUGUAGCAAGGCCACGUGAGGGUGAUGGUAGUGCCGAGCAUCCUGAACCAUGGGAUCUAAUGCAAGAUGGCUUCUAUUAUUGUUCAGCCUUCCCUCUUCAGCAGGAGUAUGACUACCACCAAUGCUGUUAACAAAUUGUUUUUCUGUUGUCCACAAGGAUGCCUCAACCAGAACCCCUUCUGAUUUACUCCACUCGACCUGCUAUCAUCAGCCUUUUAGCUCAUCUGGGACUUGGAGAAAAGUUGAGUCUUACAGAAUGGUUUUAAAUGCCCAGGGAAGCCUUGGCCUGUAACAGUUUUUAAACUCUGUAGGAAAUACCCCCCGCCCCCCCAAUUGUUGCACAAGAUCAGCAACUAUCUUCUUAUCUCAUGGUGGGGGUGUUCUACCAACUCCGUUAGAAGAGAUGAAGGGAUCUUUCUCCCCACCUUGCUAGAAAAUAUUGAUUCAUUGCCUACCAUGCAAAGGAACCCAUCAAGAACCCCCAACUUAGUGAAGUUAUGAAGAGAUGAAGAUACACCCCCUAGCUAUUCUUACAGGGGCUGCACAAACAGAGUGCAGAUUCUCAGGAUUAUGCCAAGCAGGCUUUUGAGUCUCAAAUGUUGCGUGGUUGUGUUGCAAGACUAUUGAGAUGAGGUGUUAUGCACCACCCCAUGGUUAAAGAGCCAAUGGCCACUUCUGGCUCUGAAUGCAAAGUGACUCUGAGAGAUCUAAGUCCCUGUCUUUUCUUAGGCACUUGGAUCACUCUUUCCUGAUCCUGGCAAGCACAUAGGUUGUCUAUGCUAUCCCAGGGCUUUGGUCAAGCCAGUUAAGAAACUGGUCGAUUAAGCCCCAAGAUUUAGCAUGGACAGUCAGCUCUGUAACUGUCCAGCCUGUUUUAUUGAAGGUUACUUUUUUAAAGAAUUCAUAUUUGUAUGUAUAUGCAUAUAUUUAAUACUAUGUCUAUUCCCCUUUCUAUAAAUACAUAUAAAUGCCUUGGA
This is a messenger RNA of Varanus komodoensis (Komodo dragon), 3546 nucleotides long. It is a transcript of the gene DNAJC14, whose product is annotated as DnaJ heat shock protein family (Hsp40) member C14. The record is from RefSeq and is a predicted model, not a curated record. Gene Ontology annotation, molecular function: dopamine receptor binding. The coding region runs from base 163 to 2313 and encodes 716 amino acids. The transcript has 7 exons. NCBI's taxonomy places the organism in Eukaryota, Metazoa, Chordata, Lepidosauria, Squamata, Varanidae.